This is a messenger RNA of Dreissena polymorpha, 7047 nucleotides long. Its product is annotated as zinc finger protein 76-like. Gene Ontology annotation, molecular function: RNA polymerase II cis-regulatory region sequence-specific DNA binding; DNA-binding transcription factor activity, RNA polymerase II-specific. The record is from RefSeq and is a predicted model, not a curated record. NCBI's taxonomy places the organism in Eukaryota, Metazoa, Mollusca, Bivalvia, Myida, Dreissenidae. Gene Ontology annotation, cellular component: transcription regulator complex; PcG protein complex. Bases 190 to 2541 code for a protein of 783 amino acids. The transcript is spliced from 16 exons. Gene Ontology annotation, biological process: regulation of transcription by RNA polymerase II.
GUUCCUUGUAAAAGAUGACAACUUGACAACAAAAUUCUGCACCGAGAUGGUUUAUACAGCAUAUUUAAAACAAACAUGAUUUCACAUGAAUAAAGCGAAUUAUAUGUUAGAAAAUAUCUAACACACUGUAUGAAGUGAGUUAUUCAAGAUGGCUACCGCGAGAGCAACCCAUUCAGGCUUCUUUGAGGCAUGGAAGACCUGGGAGAUGACAGCGAACAUGAUGACCUUAUUAUGGCUGGCUUGGAUCAUGUAGAGAUCAAAUCUGAACACAGAGAACCUGUCAGCAUUAAAGUUUUAUGGAGCCAUGCCGAUAGUGAUUCUCAACUGAGCAACUUUGAGAUUCCUGAAGGAAUCAAGGUGAAGUCGCCGACUACAGAUGAUGAGCAUUCUCUGGGUAACCAUGAUGACAUUGGGGAGAACAGCGGAGAUCAGAUACUUGACUCAGAGGGAGAACUGUCAGUGCAGCUGAAACAGGAGCCUGAUGAUGAAGAUGAUAAUGAGCAUGCAAUGCUGCCUGCAGAACAUAUGAAUGGUGUACAUAUUCUGCCAGUGUCAGAAGAUGGGAGCAUUCUGACAGAUGCCAGUGAGGCGAUACAUGUGGCAUCUAGCAUCGGUAGUGAACUAGGGGAAAAUGUUAUACAGUACCUUCUGCCCUCUGCAGGACAUCAGGUUUCUGACGGGCAUGAGGCUGGUCUGCAGGGGGUCAGCAUCAAUCUGGGGUCAGUAGGUCUUACAGGGACACACGUCCUGGGGACGGCCAUACAGGAGCUGCAGGCUAUCACCCUGGCUGAUGGAAACACUGCCUUCAUACAGCCACCUGCUGGCUCAAAAUUCCUUGAGGGUCAAACAAUAACCCUGGAAGAUGGCAGCACUGCUGUUGUGCAGAGCAUAGGUCAUCAAGUUCCUUCAAUGAACCUGAUGAACACGUCAAUGUCAAGUGUGGACACCACCUCGGGUGUCUCCAUGCUGGAUGAGAACACUACCAGCUACAUAAACCAGGCUGUUAAAGACAAUCUGCAAGCCAUAAUCCUGGAGGAUGGCACCACAGCCUACCUGGCCACACAACCUUCUAGCACUGGAGGUCUGCAGGAUGGGCGCCAUCUUGAGCCUUCGACCUUGACCUUAGAUCAGCUGACCAGCCAUAGUUCCAGCGUGCAGGACGUGCUAUCUAACGCCAUUAUCAACGUCGACCCUUUGUCAGGAGAGGCACAGGUGACCACAGUGGGCCCAUACCCAGGUGUGUCUGGUACUGGUGGAGACAAGAUGUCUUCUACUGCAACUGUUGUACAAAGUAUCGAUGGGGAGAAGGUUGGCCAGUUAAUCCUAGAGAAGGGAUAUUGCUGUAAGUUUGAGGGAUGCGGACGAUACUACACUACACUGCACCAUCUACGGGUCCAUGAGAGAUCACACACAGGGGACCGCCCGUUCAAGUGUGAGUAUGAGCGCUGUGACAAGGCGUUUGCCACGGGGUACGGCCUCAAGUCACACAUGCGGGUACACACAGGGGAGAAACCAUACAAAUGUCCCCAGCAGAACUGUGACAAGGCCUUCAAGACAUCUGGGGAUCUGCAGAAACAUGUCCGCACGCACACAGGAGAGAAGCCUUUCAAGUGCCCAUUUGUUGGGUGUGACCGCUCGUUCACAACGUCUAACAUCCGUAAGGUGCACAUCCGCACUCACACAGGCGAGCGUCCAUACAUCUGCCCUGAGGAGGACUGCGGGAGGGCAUUUGCCUCGGCUACCAACUACAAGAACCACGUGCGCAUUCAUACUGGUGAGAAGCCUUAUGUUUGCACAGUGAUGGGUUGCGGGAAGCGGUUUACUGAGUACUCAAGCCUCUACAAGCACCAUGUCGUUCAUACUCACUCCAAGCCUUACACAUGUGAACGGUGCGGCAAAACAUACCGCCAGACAUCCACGCUCGCCAUGCACAAACGUACAACGCAUGGGGAGAAUGUGACAGCAGACGGAGAGGAGUUGAUCUAUCAGGACGGCUCUAAAGGUUUUAAUGAGGAAGAUGGGAUAAUAAACGGAGAAAUUGACGAUGGAGAACCAUUGGAACCGCCCGGCAAGAAACAGCGUUUGUCCUUCCUCAAUGUGUCCCAGGAAGCAGGGGUAGCCAGAACUCUGGUCAUCAACUCCUCCAGCCAACACCAACAGUUUGCCCUGGUAGAUGGACUGAGCAUGCUGGGGGAGGGACUACAGGCAACCCUCAACAGCCAGACUCUCAUUCAGCACGGAGGGCUGGCCUUCACCCUGGGAGACAACACACAGCAGGUCUUCGUCAUCACGGACCCAGCACAGCUAGAGGCUCUUCAGCAAAUUGCAAAACACCAGAUAGACAAUGAAGCAGAGGAAAGCGCAUUACUAACCAACCCAACCUCAAGCGAGUCGUCUGUUUUUGAAAGCCCAGGGGUAACCUUGGUUACGGAAAUAGGUGGCUCAGAGAUUGAUCACGGAAAAGAUGACUUUACUGGCAGCAUAUCAACUAUAGAGUUAUCAUCAAAAUCCCCAGGGUCUUUGUGCAUUGACAAUUUAUGAUACAGUAUAUUAGUUUAAAUAAUAAUUAAUAGUUUAAUAGUAUUUUCAGUUCUCAAUUGAAGGUAAUUCAUAAAUGAAUAUUUUGUAAUAUUUAAUAGUUUUGCCUUAUCAAUAACUAUGUAACCAAUUCAAAGAAUACAUUUACAUGGAUAUAAAUUGCUCCAUAAACACUGCCGAAUACUAUUAUGCUAUAUACAAACUUCCUACAACAAAAAGUGCCAUAUGAAGGUUUAUUUCAAUAGGAAGACACUAAAACAAGUACAAUUGGUGUAAAAACAUUUAAUUACAAACAUUCUGUCAUUAUUAAUUUAGCAUCAAAAAUCCUUUCUCUACGUCAUCUUGUGUAGUUUUAAAAAUGAUCUUGAAUCAGGAUUGAGUCAGGAUCUUAUUAAUUCAGUUUACGUUAAUUUGCAUAAUUUGGAGGGCACAUGCCUGUGCUUUCUAUUAGAUCAUGCACUAUUAUUUUAGAUAAAGUGCAACUUCAAAAUCAUGGGGAAAACCCCAUGAAUGCGGGGAAUCACGUGGUCAGAUUUGAGAAAAAAUGGCCGCCGAUGCCUCGAUUCGAUGGAGAAAUUGAGUCUUCAAACAGGUACAUCUACCUUAUUACUUACUUGUUUUUAUUUGGAUAAUCAUAGCACCAACCGGAAGCGGUUUCAGUGAGUAUCGGUGGCCAUUUUUUCUCAAAUCUGACCACGUGAUUCCCCGCAUUGCCAUUGUUUCCUUGAAACAGUUCCAUUUAGUCAUGUAUUGCCCUACAUACGCUUUCAUUUGGCACACUCACUUUGGUGACAGCUCUUGUUUUACUUGUUGAUUUGGUAAGAGAUGGACGUUCUGGCUUGAGAUCCACUAAUUUAUAAGGUAAUGAUUAUUGAUGAGAACUAAGUCAUGCUUCCGACACUGCUCAGAGCAAAUCUUAGACUUGCUCAUAAAUGUUUGGAUAUUGUCGUCGGAAAUUCCCAUGGUAUAUAUUGUCCAACAAAAAUAAAAAAACUAGCAUUUUGUAUCUUGUUUAAUCGAUGUUACCAGACCUCAUCUAGCAUUUAAAUUUGGCUAUUGCGAUUUGGAACACUGAUUUUGUAUGGGUUUACCUUGUUUUAUAAAGUAUGCUUUUAUUUUUAGUGGAUCUUUAUGAGUUGUCCCGUAUUCAUGUUUAUGUCUCAUUUUAAAGUAUAACAUAUAGUUGAACAUUGACAUGGAUAUCAGUAAAUAAGCAAUUUUAAAUAUUUGUAUUGGCUUCUACAGUUGUACACACGAUUACUAGCAUCUAAUAACAAUUAUAUGCUACAUAUACUCGUAUUUAUCUUCUGUGUCAAUGAAAGAAAUGUCCUCGAAAAUCGAUGCACAAUUGCCCUAUUGUGAGACACCAGUUUAUUUUUAUCGUUAAUCAUGACAUGCCUAAUAUUAAAAAAAUUAAACCUAGGAUAAUAUGAAAAAGUAGCUGGUUAGUUAAUAAGACAUGUAUCAAAUUUGAGAGCAUUGACCAAAGAUUAAAAAUAUCCGUAUACUUGUAAUUGUUCAUCUUGACAUAUAGCAGAAAAUGUGGGAGCAACCACACGCCGGGUAUGCGGAUACUUUAAUAACAGAUGGCACUUCGAUACCAGAUAACAACUAAAGCCACGCGUGAGAUUUGAGUUUUCAGCUUUUUGCAGUUAUGUUCUGUUUAUUUGGUUUUUAGACACGUAACAUUGUUUGAUUAAUAGUAUAGUACUUCGUAUUGCAGAACAAGAAAGUCGUGGAAAAAAGCAGGAGAUUAUAAAAAAAAGAGAUAAAAUGUCAUCGAUAAUCGUCAUGAAUUCGAUGAUAAGUACGUAUUUAAACAAAAUAAAAAUACAUUGAAAUAAAUCAAGAACGUGCCAACUAAUCGAUAUAAACGAUCAACAUGUCCAUUAAUGUUACAACAUGUUAAAUUUUAGUUGCAUAACGUACUUGAGGAAAUUCAAAUGUUUUAAGAGUCGGAUUCCAAAUGUUCAUGGACACUUCUUUUACCGAUCAUCUCAAAGACAAUGGCACUUCAAUUCCAGAUAACUCGACACUUUUUACCAGAUAUAACACACUCUAUUUAGUGUAUCAGAAAUGCAGAAUUCGCUGUAGAAUACUGCCAUAGUAAGCAGUCAAUAAAUAAAAAUGUACGUACUGACGUAAAUUAAAAACGAAUUACCGAAACAUGUUCUUAUCCUUUUGGAAUAUAAUAAUAACAGGGAAAGGGAAGGGUAAAGCUCAAUUUAAAGGGAGUUUUCACAUCUCUUUUAAAUUGUGUGGCUACGCAUUAGUAUCGUUUUCGUGAUGCGAUUCUAAUGAGCAGCAAUGACAAAGGUGUAUUGGCCGCUUUAAGACCCCUUGCUCCCCUUAUCUAGAGUUCUUCUAUAAGUUCAAUUGAACACAGUCGUGUUGAUCCACAUGAUCCGUUGUAUUUUCUAUUCUCUUAAUCUCAAUUUAGAAACAAGUUUAUUAUUUAGACAAUUAUUUUCGGUCGUCACUUGAAAUAUAUUACUUCAGAAAUAAGCAUUUGAAUCUUAUUAUGCCCCCCUUCGAAGAAGAGGGGGUAUAUUGCUUUGCUCAUGUCGGUCCACCAGGUGGUUUCCGGAUGAUAACUCAAGAACACUUACGCCUAUGAUCAUGAAACUUCAUAGGAACAUUGAUCAUGACUCGCAGAUGACCCCUAUUGAUUUUGACGUCACUAGGUCAAAGGUUACGGUGACCCGAAAUAGUAAAAUGGUUUCCGGAUGAUAACUCAAGAACGCUUAUGCCUAGGAUCAUGAAACUUGAUAGGUAGAUUGAUCAGGACUCGCAGAUGACCCCUAUUGAUUUUCAGGUUACUAGGUCAAAGGUCAAGGUCACGGUGACCCGAAAUAGUAAAAUGGUUUCCAGAUGAUAACUCAAGAACGCUUAUGCCUAGAAUCAUGAAACUUCAUAGGUAGAUUGAUAACGACUGGCAGAUGACCCCUAUUGAUUUUCAGGUCACUAGGUCAAAGGUCAAGGUCACGGUGAACCGAAAUAGUAAAAUGGUUUCCGGAUGAUAACUCAAGAACGCUUAUGCCUAGGAUCAUGAAACUUCAUAGGUAGAUUGAUGAUGACUCACAGAUGACCCCUAUUGAUUUUCAGGACACUAGGUCAAAGGUCAAGGUCACAGUGAUCCGAAAUAGUAAAAUGGUUUCCGGAUGAUGACUCAAUAAUGCUUAUGCCUAGGAUCAUGAAACUUGAUAGGUAGAUUGAUCAUGACUCGCAGUUGACCCCUAUUGAUUUUCAGGUCACUAUAUCAAAGGUCAAGGUCACAGUGACCCGAAAUAGUAAAAUGGUUUCCGGAUGAUAACUCAAGAACGCUUGUGGCUAUGAUCAUGAAACUUCAUAGGUACAUUGAUCAUGACUCGCAGAUGUUCCCUAUUGAUUUUCAGGUCACUAGGUCAAAGGUUAAGGUCAUGGUGACCCGAAAUAGUAAAAUGGUUUCCAGAUGAUAACUCAAGAACGCUUAUGCCUAGGAUCAUGAAACUUCAUAGGUACAUUGAUCAUGACUCGCAGAUGGCCCCCUUUUGAUUUUGAGGUCACUAGGUCAUAGGUCAAGGUCAUGGUGACCCGAAAUAGUAACAUGAUUUCCGGAUGAUAACUCAAGAACGCUUAUGCUUAGAAUCAUGAAACUUCAUAGGUACAUUGAUCAUGACUCACAGAUGACCCCUAUCGAUUUUCAGGUCACUAGUUUACAAUUUGCACUUAAAAAGCAAUUAUAUAAAUUAAUAGUAAUACGAUUUUUGAAAACGAACAACGCCAUUGGUUAUAUUUUACGUGUGUAUGUUAUUACGUUAUUCAUAGAUUCCCAAUGUGUCGAGCUUGACAAUGGAAAUUGAUUCGUACUUCAAAAUGUUUGGUAAAAAUAGUCAUAAUAGACAUAAAUGCAUUUCAUGUAGAAGAUAAAACUCGGUUAUCAGAGUGCCCAAUUUGUUGAAAGUCUCUGUUAUCCGAAGUGCCCUAUAUCGGGAAUCAAAGUAUCCGCAACUUCAUGAAUACCACCUAUAACAACAUGCUCUAUCUUCGUUUAUGUUUCUUUGAAUACUUUAAAAAUUUCAGUAUUUGAAGCAGAGUGAUUACUCUACAUGCUAGAAUAUCAAACAAUUUCUUGCAAUAUUUCUAAGUAGUUUCAUUUUCUUGAAAUGUUUACUGUUAAUCUAGUUUAUGCUGUUUUCCGACCGAAUUUUCUAUAUUUGGGGGGAAAAUCUACCAUUCUUCCGUGAUGUUUUUCUUAAGACUUUGCAAUGGAAAGGAUAUACCAUUUAUAAACUCGACCAUGCGCCUUGUCUAAAAAACUAAUCUUUAUGAUAUAACUUAAAAAGCAACUGAUGAACUAACCUCUCGCGAGGGGCUUUUGUUGUUAUCUGGUAUUGAAGUGCCAUCUGUUAUCAAAGCAUCCGCAUACCCAGCGUGAACCAUAUUUUAUAACUGUCUAAUUUUUAUGCGAAGUUUCUUGUUUAACUAUAUGAAUGUUAAUUGAAAAAAUAAAAUAUACAUUAACUAUCA